Molecule: messenger RNA, 1286 nt
Organism: Hypomesus transpacificus
Lineage: Eukaryota; Metazoa; Chordata; Actinopteri; Osmeriformes; Osmeridae
Product: RNA-binding protein with serine-rich domain 1-like
Exons: 7
Coding region: 108-935 (275 amino acids)
Biological process (GO): mRNA splicing, via spliceosome
Cellular component (GO): cytoplasm; nucleoplasm; ASAP complex
Molecular function (GO): RNA binding
Source: RefSeq, a predicted model, not a curated record
CGCAAUCACAUAGGACGAAUCACUGUUGCUGCGACAUCGUCAUCUCUGUGCGACUCUCGCAACGAGUCAACGAUAAAAGGGAGAACAAUCUGAGCGGGACUGAAAAGAUGGCGCCUUCUCCGACGAAAAGGGAACGACCAGAGGACAAGGCUAAAGAACGAGGAAAAGAGAAAACAGGGACGGUGAAGGAGGGAGCUGAGAAGGAUCGAGGCAGGGACAAGGGUCGUAAACGGCGCAGUGCUUCUAGUGGGAGCAGCAGCUCCAGCUCCAGCAGCAGUUCUGGUUCCAGCUCUGGGUCUUCCAGUGGUUCUAGCUCUUCCUCAGGUUCAAGUCGCUCCGGGUCCUCCAGCUCCCGCUCCUCCAGUUCCAGCUCUGGAUCGCCCAGCCCGAGCCGCAGGCGCCACGACAACCGUCGGCGCUCACGCUCCAAGUCCAAGUCAGUGAAGAAGGAUGAGAGGGAGAGGCGUCGCAGGAGCCCCAGUCCCAGACCCACCAAGGUCUACCUGGGACGCCUGACCAGGAACGUCAUCAAGGACCACAUCCAAGAGAUUUUCUCCACCUAUGGGAAGAUCAAGAUGAUUGACAUGCCUAUGGAAAGGCUCCACCCCCACCUGUCAAGAGGCCAUGCCUAUGUGGAGUUUGAGACGCCAGAGGAGGCUGAGAAGGCUCUAAAACACAUGGAUGGAGGUCAGAUUGACGGACAGGAGAUCACAGCCAGUGCCGUGUUGGCUCCCCGGACGCGCCCAAUCCCCCGCAGACCCUCCCCUCCUCGCAGGAUGCCUCCUCCUCCACCCAUGUGGCGUCGCACCCCUCCGCGGAUGAGGAGAAGGUCACGGUCUCCACGGAGACGGUCCCCUGUACGACGCAGGUCCCGUUCCCGGUCCCCUGGGCGCAGACGCCACCGCUCGCGUUCCAGCUCCAACUCCUCUCGCUAACAUCCUCCAACUGUUGCCCCUUCCCUUUAUUCACCCUGGGUAUUCAGCAUAGUUUUAUAAGCCUGGAGACAUCGUGGUUAUGUAAUGGCUAAUGAUAUGCAAGCCCCGUCAGAUGAAGGGUGAUCCGCUUCCUCAAACUGUGGUUCUUGGUGUCCUAUCUUGUGGAAGACGGAAAUGUGAUCUGUAUCUUUUUAAUCUGUGUUUUUACAGGAUUCUUGUAUUACUUACUUUUUGUAGUAAAACGUAGCUAAAUUUUGCUUUAAUGAAGUCCCCCAUCAUAGUUGGUCUGUCUCCACAUGGAUCUGGCCUGUAUUUGUGCUGACAAUAAAUUUCAUGAGUGUUUGAAUUAUA